Messenger RNA from Neolamprologus brichardi, 1060 nucleotides. The record is from RefSeq and is a predicted model, not a curated record. NCBI's taxonomy places the organism in Eukaryota, Metazoa, Chordata, Actinopteri, Cichliformes, Cichlidae.
AUGGGCGAGGCUGCCCUUACCAGCCACGCAGGGGGAGCUGGCCACAAAGCAGCGGUCCGCAAGCUGCUGGAAGCCUUAUUCUCUAAACUGCAGCUCCUGGUGUUAAACAGCCUUGAAAGCACCUCCAGGCUCAGCAGCCAGCAUCUCCAACCAUCAGGCAGCAAGACGGAAGACGCCAGGCGCCGCCCAGCUCAGCAAGGCUCCGUAGACCUGUCCAGACUGGAGCACCAGCAGAGAUCGGAGGCUCUGGAGCAGCAGCAGCAGAUGAAGAUCCUGGAGUGGGAGAAUAGGAUGAAGGUGCUGGCGUGGGAGCAGGAGCUGGUGAGGGAGAAGAGGAGAGCAGCCCGGCAGAAGGAGAAAGCCUUCAGGAUGAAGAAGGCCUACUACAAGGCCAAGCUAAAGAGGAUGGGCGAGGACGUGCCGCCAUCUUCCUCCAGUAGUGGCGACGAAGCGGAGAAAACGUCUGACCCGACUGGCUGAUACGCUCAAAUGUUUCUAUUUUUCCGAGUGUCAUUCUUGUAUUGUUUUGUGUAUACGCCAUGACACUACUUUUUGUUUUGUUUUUUUUACACAUUGCUGCUGAAGAGUUUCACAUUGAGCAACAAUUGUUGUAAUCAUGGCAGCCAAUCCCUCUGCAAUGUGAGUUCCAUCUUAAUAGAGAAACAUUUUAAGCAGUUUUUGAACGAAUCUUUAAAAACUACACAACAGUACGGAUAACUGUAAGUCACUUUAUACUCCUUGUUGAAAUGGUUUGUAAUGACAACCCUGUUUUAUGUGUCAUCUAUCACAAUCUAGCCCCGGAUUGAAAAAAUCAAUUUUCAUUGAUCGUCUUAACGCUGUAUUUUUUAUUUUUAUUUUUUUAAAGGUCAAUGCUCGUUUGAGGUUAUUUUAAAAGAAGAAUGUACGCAGGUGACAUGCACAUGGGACGAAAUGACAUUCCUGAAAGGACAAUCUUUUAACAGACUUUUGUAGUGCAUGCUUUAACUUUGUUUUUGAUAUGUAAGUAAACAAAUACGUAAGUGAAUAAAUAAGUGGGGGAAACAGGUACCACACUGAUGUA